UUUUUUUUUAUUAUAGAGCCAACAAGUCGAGUAGUGAAGACUGGUUACCUUACUAUUUAUGAACGAGGAUUUUUCGUCAACGGAUGGAAAGACCGUUAUUUUAAACUGUAUGCCGACAGCAGUCUUUUAUGGUACCAUGGAAACGACGAUGGGCACCACAAGGGUGGUAUAAGGCUUAAGAUGGUAGCAAAUUUCAUUGCAGUUGGACCAAUGUGUCUUCAUACAGUUGGUUUCACAAAGCUUCCAAAAGGCAGACAUGUCAUACAUUUGAUGGGUGUUCCUGAUAUCUUCAAAAAGGGAACUAAAAGAAGAAACCUUAAAAUGAACUGGAUUUUAUUCCCAACGUAUGAAGGGGACAUGCAAGCAUGGCUUGAGGCUAUUAAACCAACGCUGCCUUCUCCUCCUUCAAGACCAGAGAAUAUUCACCAUACAAGCAAUGGCAAGCAGAAUAGACCAGAGAAUACUCACCAUUCAAGCAAUGGCAAACAGGAUAGAUCCGAGAAUACUCACCAUUCAAGCUAUGGCAAGCAGGUUAGACCAGAGAAUACUCACCAUUUAAGUAAUGGUAGUCAGGAUAGACCAGAGAAUACUCACCAUUUAAGCAAUGGCAAGCAGGAUGAACCAGAGAAUACUCACCAUUCAAGCAAUGGCAAGCAGGUUAGACCAGAGAAAACUCACUAUUCAAGCAAUUGUAAGCAGGAUAUACCAGAGAAUGCUCAACAUUCAAGCAAUGGUAAUCAGUUUACACCAGCGAAUGCUUCUUAAUCAAGCAAUGGUGACCAGGUUAACUUAUACCCAACAGUUAAUGUAGUACGAUACCAACCUGAAUGUCAACAUAUAAACACUAGAGACGAAAGAACAUAUUCAGGCAUUCAAAGGGGUGUUAUCCUUGGAGGACCGCUAGGUUGUGGUAUUGAUGGUUAUGGGCCAGGUAUUGGAUGGAGUUGGGGAUGGGGAUGGGGACCAAAUCCCUACGGUGGAUACUGGGGAAGUUGGAAUGACGUUAGUGGCUUUGGGAGUGUAAACAUCGAUAGUAUUGUCGGCGAUUUGUGUCAAAAAAACAACAAUUACGGCUAUGAUAUAAAUCAUAUUGGGGAUUUUGAAAGAGGAAACUUUAGUAACGGUACCAGUGAUGGCUGUGGUGAUGAUAAUUGCUGUGACGAUGAAUACUGUUGUGAUCAUAGUUGUCAAGAGAGUUGCUGUGAAGUUGGUUGCUGUGGAGAAGAUUGCGGUAAACAUGGUUGCUUUGGAACUGGUUGCUGUAAAAAUGGCAAUGGAGACGGCCGUCCUGGUGAUGACGGUGCGGAUGGUGGAGCAUGCGGCGGAGAUUGUGGUGGUUGUGGAGGUUGUGGUGGUUGUGGAGGUUGUGGAGGUUAAUAUUUUGUAG
Molecule: messenger RNA, 1387 nt
Organism: Mytilus trossulus (common blue mussel)
Lineage: Eukaryota; Metazoa; Mollusca; Bivalvia; Mytilida; Mytilidae
Exons: 7
Coding region: 181-765 (194 amino acids)
Source: RefSeq, a predicted model, not a curated record